AACAGCAAAAUCCACUGUUAAGUGGCUGUAGGGAAUUUUACUCACUCGACCUCUGGUCACACCGAAAGUGAAUCAGAAUGAAAUCAACGCAAACUAAUUGAUCGCGAAAACGGUACAAAAGAGCAGUUAAUUGCAGCAAUUUUAGCUCUGCCAGCUAGCAAACAGUCCGAACUUUCGUCGCGAAAGAGAAAAUACCUUUGAAGCACCUGCAGGGACACCAAAAACAAAGCAGCAAAGUGGACAACUCCCAGUUUUCGGAAGAGCAUCACUUGCAGUCAAAGGAUCAUCCGGACAGAAGCGCAAGACUGAGGACCAACAGAAUGUCUUCGCUGUCCGCAUCCGCGGAGAAUGUGUCCAGCCUGGGUCUGGGAGGAGGUGGCGGUGGCAACUCGCACGAUGGAAACUCCCAGCAGGGAUCCGACGGUGGCUCCAGUAUGUGCUUGGAGCUGGCCUUGGAGGGCGAACGGCUGUGCAAGGCGGGCGACUGUCGGGCGGGCGUGGCCUUCUUUCAAGCAGCCAUCCAGGCGGGCACCGAGGACCUGCGCACCCUCUCCGCCAUCUACUCGCAGCUGGGCAACGCCUACUUCUAUCUGGGCGACUACAACAAGGCGAUGCAGUACCACAAGCACGACCUCACCCUGGCCAAGAGCAUGAACGAUCGCCUGGGCGAGGCCAAGUCCUCGGGCAAUCUUGGAAACACCCUGAAGGUGAUGGGCCGCUUCGACGAAGCCGCCAUCUGCUGCGAACGCCACCUGACGCUGGCCCGCCAGCUCGGGGAUCGCCUAUCCGAGGGACGUGCCCUCUACAACUUGGGCAAUGUCUACCAUGCCAAGGGCAAGCAUCUUGGCCAGCGUAAUCCGGGAAAGUUCGGCGACGAUGUUAAGGAGGCUCUCACUCGUGCAGUGGAGUUCUAUCAGGAGAACUUGAAGCUAAUGCGGGAUCUGGGCGACCGUGGCGCACAAGGACGCGCUUGCGGCAAUCUGGGCAACACUUACUACCUUCUGGGUGACUUCCAGGCAGCCAUCGAGCACCACCAGGAGAGGCUGCGCAUCGCCCGGGAGUUUGGGGAUCGAGCCGCCGAGCGCAGGGCCAAUAGUAACCUGGGCAACUCGCACAUCUUCCUCGGGCAGUUUGAGGAUGCAGCGGAGCACUACCGCCGCACUCUCGCGCUGGCCGUUGAGCUGGGCGAGCGCGAAGUGGAGGCCCAGAGUUGCUACAGCUUGGGCAACACCUAUACGCUGCUGCACGAAUUCAACACGGCCAUAGAGUUCCAUAAUCGGCAUCUGGCCAUUGCCCAGGAGCUGGGCGAUCGUAUUGGGGAGGCCCGGGCCUGUUGGUCGCUCGGCAACGCCCAUUCCGCGACCGGGGGUCAUGAGAAGGCCUUGCAGUAUGCGGAGCAGCAUCUGCAACUGGCCAAGGAGCUGCACGACCCCGUCGGCGAGAGCACGGCCCGUGUGAACAUCUCGGAUCUGCGCAAGCUGCUGGGACUGCCCGAGCAGGAGCCCUCGCCCACCGAGGAGGAGGCGCGCUCCAGCGCCUCGGAUCACUCGGCCAGCGGUCACCAGUCGGAUGGGUCGGAGAACUCGCAGGGCAGAAUGGUGCGCGUUCGCCGCCAGAGCAUGGAGCAACUGGACCUGAUCAAGAUCACGCCUGACGGCAAGCGCCUGCAGGAGGACAAGCACCGGGCCGGCGGCGCAGCUACGAAAGCCAAAGAUGACGACUUCUUCGAGAUGCUCUCGCGGUCGCAGUCGAAGAGGAUGGACGACCAGCGCUGCUCGAUCAAGAUCAAUCUGGCUGGAGCUCCGGCAGUGGCCACUGGGGCCACCCGCAAGCCGCUGGUGCAGCAGAACUCGCUGUUCGUGGACCCCACCAACCUGCCCGGUCUGAAGUCUCCAACAUCGACGAAUGCCGGAUCAAUUGCUCAUGCGCCGCUGGCCAGGAGCGCCACCACCACCCAGCAGCCGGACGACGCCUUCCUGGACAUGUUGAUGCGUUGCCAGGGAUCGCGUCUGGAGGAGCAGCGUUCGGAACUGCCGCGCCCGAACGUCACAAUGGAUGCAGAGGCGGAGGCUCCACAGCCGCAGGCUCCAGAGGCAUCGGGACAAGGGGCAGCACGCGGACAGACAGGACGCGGAGCCACUGUACCCGAUGAGGACUUCUUCUCCCUGAUCAUGAAGGUACAGAGCGGCCGCAUGGAGGAUCAGCGCGCCUCGAUUCCGUUCCGGAGUGCGAACAACAAUAACAGCAGCCGGAGCAACAACAACGGCACUGCUGGUGGCAAAUAAGAAGAGUCCGAAAAGUCCAACAAAAACGAUCCUAUCCAUCCAUUCCUGGCCGCAGCUCUUGGUUUCCGUCACUACGUUUAUUUGAAAGCAACUGGCGGCUAACAUUUUCUUUUUUAAGAUUUAUACACACAUAUUUACACAAAAUAAUUAAUUUAUGAAUAGCAACUAACCAAGUAACCAAAUAUUUGGGGCGUACACCGCCCCGCAACCGAACAGAAAGAGAAACUACCAUUGGAUGCACUCCCCCAUCCAUCCGGUCGUGACUCACUCGCGCACACUCAUCUCUUGGGUUGGCCAUGAUAUUGAAAGAUAUAUGCAUUUGCAGACGGCAGAGGUUUUUACGAUAUUAGCGUUUGAAUUGCAUGUGAAGCUAGGGCCUAAGCUGAAAGUAUACUAAUCCAAUUUGCUCAAUAGAUGGAACCAAGUCUUCUACACGAUCAACGAUCUUACAUUCAGAUAUUCUAAUCGACAUUCAGAUAAACUUUAAGCCUUAAGUCUAACGAACCACUUUACAUAUAUGUAUAAGCAAUGCAUUUCCAAAAUCAAAAAAACAAACAAACAAAAACGAUGCAAAUCUACAAGUAAUUCCAAUUGUAUCCAUGAGUAUUGCAUUUUGUAUCUCUCUAUCGAUGACUCUAAAAACCUAAUUUAAGAAACUUUACUAUUUUUUUUAGAUAUUAACAAAAAAAAUAAACACAAAGAAGAGUGGCUGGGCAUUCCGUUUGUGGAGCCGGCGCUCGUGUUAGCACGUAGCAUUACGAUUUACACAUAACAUCCAAAAGAUACGUACACAUAUACAAGAUACAUAUGAACAAUAUAUAGUUAUACCAAUGUCUAGCGUUCAAUCGCAAUCUCCAUUGUUCUACACACUAUACAAGAAACAAAAAUCCAAAAACCGAGUUCGAGUUGCAUGAAAUGAAGCCAAAAUUUAUAAAUGUUAUACUUUUAUGUAUGUACGCCCAAGGUGCGCCCUUAUGAGCCCCCAAAUCGAGGUCAUCACGAUAUAUAUAUAUAGCUCAAUCAUACAUCCAUACAGGCGGACAAAUAUGUCGUGUAUUAUUAAAUAUUAAAAUUAAAAAACAAAAAAUGUUUGCUGACAAA
Molecule: messenger RNA, 3386 nt
Organism: Drosophila ananassae
Lineage: Eukaryota; Metazoa; Arthropoda; Insecta; Diptera; Drosophilidae
Gene: pins
Product: G-protein-signaling modulator 2
Exons: 2
Coding region: 321-2285 (654 amino acids)
Molecular function (GO): GTPase regulator activity; protein binding
Source: RefSeq, a predicted model, not a curated record